AUGCUUAGCUUCAAACAAUUUGUCCUUCGCAAUCCGGACGGCACAAGCCAAGAUGUUUUAAAUGAAGGAUAUAAGAAGUAUUUGAAAGAGUACAGGGCUCACCAUGCCUCUCGCUUCUUUGAGGAAAACCACCACCUCGGGUUUAUGCACGAGGCCUACAACCCAAACCUGCUGAGGGAGCAGUUCGUACGGUGCAGGGAUAGAGCGCAGCAUCAAGCAAGAGUCUUCCUUCAACGUUGGGAAGAAGGGGGUUAUCGUAACCUGAAGUUGGAAGUGCCGGUCGGGCUGCUGGCAGGGGCAGGAGACGUGUCUCCUUUGCUGCUCGAGGAUUGGCCGCGUCAGGUGCGGGUCUCUACAAAGCAGCAGCAGCAAGAAGAGCUGCCUUUCGGGGUUUUUGCUGUUGCUCCUGAUGUCUUGCUGCUGCCGCAUGCAUGCUGCUUAGAGAUACACCACGUAGACCCUCGAAUCAACAAAUUCGAUGUCCUUAAGGCCCUAGAGAAGCGGGGUGCGUUGUACGCGGCGAUGGUCUCCAAUGCGGGGCCGACGUCUAGCAGAACUGCACACGUCUUUUUUGCUUCUCAAGAAGCAGCAGAUGAAGCCCUUGCUCAAGGCGCAGAGUUUACGAUUGUGCGUUUAUGCGGGGAUAGCCGAGGAGGUCGCGAUGGUGUAGAGCGCCUGAUGGAGUUCUCUCUUCGGCUGCAGCAGCCUGCUGCUGCUGCUGCUGCUGCUGCUGCUGCUUCUACUGUCUUCGUAUCUUUAACCCCUCCUGUCGCUCUCUCUGCUGCCAGACGCAAGAAAGACAGCAGCACGGCUUGGCAGUUGAUCAGAACCCUCGGUUUGUCCCUAAACCCUAAACCCUAA
Eimeria acervulina is the source of this 861-nucleotide messenger RNA. RefSeq lists its product as hypothetical. Lineage: Eukaryota; Apicomplexa; Conoidasida; Eucoccidiorida; Eimeriidae. The record is from RefSeq and is a predicted model, not a curated record. The transcript is spliced from 7 exons. Bases 1 to 861 code for a protein of 286 amino acids.